Messenger RNA from Harmonia axyridis, 2108 nucleotides. RefSeq names its product 5-hydroxytryptamine receptor 2A-like (gene 5-HT2A). The coding region runs from base 276 to 2078 and encodes 600 amino acids. NCBI's taxonomy places the organism in Eukaryota, Metazoa, Arthropoda, Insecta, Coleoptera, Coccinellidae. Gene Ontology annotation, cellular component: dendrite; membrane. The transcript is spliced from 7 exons. Gene Ontology annotation, biological process: chemical synaptic transmission; G protein-coupled receptor signaling pathway, coupled to cyclic nucleotide second messenger; serotonin receptor signaling pathway. Gene Ontology annotation, molecular function: neurotransmitter receptor activity; serotonin binding; G protein-coupled serotonin receptor activity. The record is from RefSeq and is a predicted model, not a curated record.
GCAGUCGCUCAUGAACGUUAGGACUGCGAGGUCCUGCGGAAUCUCCGACACCGCGCGUUAUACACUCUACUUUAGCGUCAGAAGCGUAUUUUACACGGAUUUCCGAGGAAAAACUUAUGUAUACUUUACUUACGUAUGAUGUUGAUGUCGUAAAGUUUUGAAAUGAUUAAUCUUAAUAUUUGUGAGAUGUUGUUUGAUGUGCCGAUGUGAGUUGGACUUUGUCAACUUCGGUUAGUCGUUUCGUUUGCGAAAAAAAAAGGCGUUGAUCCCAAGAUAUGCUCCAACCACGGAAAGGAAGUGCAAAGUUCCUACCCCAGCCUACACUAUGUCAGAAUGAAAUAACUGGAAAUAACUGCGACAAAAAUUCAACAUUGAAUCUUUCAUGCGUCGAAGUGGGUAAAAAAGUGAUUGAAUAUUACUGUGAGCAGCAGAAUAUCACCAAUAUUUUCACUUGUGUCUCGUGCGAUGACCAGAACAUUACCACCAGUGUGGAGGUACAAAACAUUAGUGGCUUUUCCUUAGUAACUUCAAACUAUGAGUGUAACUUGGUGAAUCAAAGUGAUAUUUUAUGGAUUUGUGGUUUGAACAGAAGUACAGAAAGAGUUUCUGAGGGGACAGAAUAUGACUGGAGUUACCUUUUUGUUAUUGUGUUUAUACUUGCCGGUGGACUAGGAAACAUAUUAGUGUGUUUAGCUGUUAUUUUGGAUAGACGUUUACAAAAUGUUACCAACUACUUUCUGCUUUCAUUAGCAAUCGCAGAUCUAUUGGUUAGUCUUUUUGUUAUGCCGCUGGGAGCUCUACCAGGAUUUUUGGGUAACUGGCCUUUUGGAAUGAUCUGGUGCAACGUCUACGUCACCUGUGACGUACUUGCCUGCUCUGCAUCAAUCAUGCAUAUGUGUUUCAUCAGUUUGGGAAGGUAUUUGGGCAUAAGAAAUCCUCUCAAAACCAGAAAUACUACAACCACCAGAACUGUUGUCUUCAGAAUAGCUCUUGCUUGGUUAUUAGCAAUGUUGGUAUCGAGUUCCAUCACUGUAUUAGGUAUUAUAAAUCAUGAAAAUAUCAUGCCUAAACCUGGAAGAUGUGUUAUAAAUAAUAGAGCAUUCUUCGUCUUUGGCUCACUGGUUACUUUUUAUAUUCCAAUGGUAAUUAUGGUAACCACGUAUGCCCUUACCGUUCAACUUCUAAGGAAAAAGGCUCGUUUCAACAUAGAACAUCCAGAAAAUGACCAAUUCAUUCGAAGAAUGGGAGGAAGAUACUACAAUCAAAAACAUGAAAGGCCUGCUUCGGUUAUUUCUGGACAAUCUACAUGCAGAAGAACAGCUAGUUCUGGAGAAAGGUUUUCAGGAUGUCACAUGCGUUUGAGUGCUUCUCAUUCUCAACUGUCAUUCAUAAAUGGAGGAGGCAGCAGAGACUCUCAUAGUACCAGUAGCAUGACUUCCAGUGGACGUUCUGGCUAUAGGGAUCAGAGCACACAGACUCCUGAAAAUAUAGCUAAGGAAACUCGAAACUACAAGCUGAGAUCACUGAAACUGCAACUCAACAAUGUACCUACAAACUUAAGCAACUUCAGACUGCUUGCUGGGAAAUCGAAACGAAAAAAUUUCGCUGUGAAUUCUGUUGCAACAGAGCAGAAGGCUUCCAAAGUAUUGGGACUAGUGUUCUUCACGUUCGUUCUAUGUUGGGCACCAUUUUUCAUAUUGAAUAUCAUAUUCGCUGCUUGUCCUAGUUGCGAUGUUCCAGAACAUAUUGUGGUGGUAUGCCUCUGGUUGGGCUACCUCAGUUCAACUAUUAACCCCGUUAUAUACACGGUGUUCAACAGAACCUUCCGCACUGCUUUCAUCAGAAUAUUGGUCUGCAAGUGUCGUAGACUAUCAAGACCCAUAAGGUACAGACCUGUCAGUGAAAAUCGAGGUACAGUCAGCUUGUGCACUCCUUCUGCUCUACCUUUAGCUAUAAGUCUUCAAGGAACACCACUCAUCACACCAGCCUCAACAGAUUCAUCUUACAUGGUGUGUCGGAGCAUAUCAUCCCACCAAAGAGAUAGAGGUGGCAACGCUUUCGAUGAUCAUAGUUGUUGAUAGGAACGAAAAUACAUGUUUGAAUAUAAA